Molecule: messenger RNA, 891 nt
Organism: Oppiella nova
Lineage: Eukaryota; Metazoa; Arthropoda; Arachnida; Sarcoptiformes; Oppiidae
Source: the annotation of a GenBank genome assembly
AUGGCCAAAAUGUUUGAAUUCAAUAAAUAUGGACACAAAGACCCGUUUGAUAUCAGUUUCUGUAAUUUAGACCCAAACGGACUUAUGAUGCGAUUAAUGGAUAAUUACUUUCAAAAACACCCACUCAUUGAGUACUACAUAAACACUACUUCCGAUUCAUACCUCAAUCAUUUUGAUUGCAAUAAACUCUGUUAUAUAUGUCCACAAGCGGUGGAACCGCUGGACACCUAUGACAACGACACCAUCUACAUACUGCCCGGUGUCUGUCAUCACCGCAUGGAUCUGCCGCUCUCUAUGAUGCGUGUCCGACACGAAGGGAUUCCUAUGAAGCGGAUCCCAGUCGAAGAGUACGGUACACUUAAAGGCAACUAUCACUUAGAGUUGUCCAACACUCUGGAGAUAAUGUCGUAUUUUCGCGAUCAUAAAGAUAUGAGAAAAGCGUUGGAAAUAUAUUUACCGCAAACUGUGUGGAAGACCGGCGAAGACCUGGAGCACGAGGACGAGGAUGUGAUCCGACGAUUACUAAAUAUAUCUCGAGGAAUACCCCCUUCAUUGGCCGCAUCGACACAUUCCUGUCCCAAAUUAAACUCCCGUACGAUUGCAUCCAAACUCUUUGCACGUAUAGCAGCGGUUAGGGCACUGGUAGCGCUGAGAUUGGGGUCGGCGGUGGCGGGCAAUGAUUGGCGCACUCUUCGCAUAAACGCCUCAUUACUGAGCAGUGGUUGCAUGUUGGGCUAUAGCUGUGAUCAGUUACCGGAACUGAUGGACAGAGAUGUCAGACAUAUACCACAAAUAAUGUACAAAAACCCAUUUGCAUACCUGUGCUCGCAGUGGAUGGAGUGGUUGAAGUGGAUGGUGUGGAUGGAGUGGAUGGUGUGGGCGGAAGGUUGA